Molecule: messenger RNA, 387 nt
Organism: Paramecium sonneborni
Lineage: Eukaryota; Ciliophora; Oligohymenophorea; Peniculida; Parameciidae
Source: the annotation of a GenBank genome assembly
AUGAGUUCUAAACUUUAAUGUUUAAUUAUUGGAUUCUCUUUAGGAGUUUUAUCAACUACCUAUUACUUAGGAAAUUAAAGUAAAGAAAAACUAGUGAAAAAAGCAAAAGAGUUUAAAUAAAAAGGAUUAGAGUAGGUAUCCUUUCAAUUCAAAAUAGAUUGAUGAUAUCAAAAGUGAUUUGAAAGAAAUUAAUACUAAAGAAUAUUUAGUUGAGAAGAAGGAAUUAAUCUUAGAAAAAGGUAAAGACAGGUAUCAUUAUUAAAUAAUUAAUAAAGUUAAAAAUUUGUAGAAAAAUAAUGGAAAGAUUUUGAAGAGAAAGCUAAAAAAACUUAAAAAAAAAUAGGAAAAGAAUUUGAAAAAAUAAAAGAAAAAUUCAAAUAGGAUUGA